AUGCAAAAGACCGUGCAUAAAGCAGCGCCAGAUGACAAAACUCCGCUGCAGGCUCUCUCUCACGGACCCAAUGGCCUGUCCCUUCCAGGUGUACCUCGCUUUGUGAGCUUCUCCGAGCACCGAACCUGGAUACGAGAGCAUCUGGCGGCUGUCUUCCGCCAUUGGAGCCGUGAGGAUUACGUCGAAGGCAUCUCAGGCCACAUCUCGGUCCGCGAUCCAGAGUUUCCCGACGCCUACUGGUUCAACCCUUACGGAGUUCACUUUGGCGUUAUCAAGGCGAGUGACCUGGUGCUGGUCAACGUAGAUGGCAAAGUCAUCGGAGGGAACGAGCAGUGGCCAGUCGUCAACGCGGCCGGGUUCUUGAUACACACUGCCGUUCACAAGGCCAGACCUGAUGCAGCUGCCGUGUGCCAUUGUCACAGCAUUCACGGCAACGCGUGGUCAGUGUUCGGCCGCCGCCUCGAAAUGCUGACACAGGAUACCUGCAAGUUUUACGGCCAAGCUCAGGCUGUGUACGACAACCACGGUGGAGUUGUUCUCGGCCCAGAGGAGGGGGAAAGGAUCGCCGAGUCGUUGGGCCCGAAUGGAAAGGGCCUCACUCUGCGAAAUCACGGGUUACUUACAGUCGGCCAGACGGUUGACGAGGCUGCUUUUCUUCUGACGUCCAUGGAGAGGAGUUGCAAGGUUCAGCUGCUUGCCGAGGCAGCUGCCGCCAAUGGACUACCCAAGCAGGUCAUUUCGGACGAGGAGGCCAAGUUCAACUACGAGGCGGAGAGCGAUGCUGACUUGUGCUAUGCCGAGUUUCAGGCAUACUAUAAUUUGGAGGACUGCCCACCCACCCCCCUUGCUUCUCUAGGCCCAGAGACUGACGCAUAG
Messenger RNA from Fusarium vanettenii 77-13-4, 876 nucleotides. RefSeq lists its product as uncharacterized. NCBI's taxonomy places the organism in Eukaryota, Fungi, Ascomycota, Sordariomycetes, Hypocreales, Nectriaceae. The transcript has a single exon. The record is from RefSeq and is a predicted model, not a curated record. Gene Ontology annotation, molecular function: actin filament binding. Gene Ontology annotation, cellular component: cytoskeleton. The coding region runs from base 1 to 876 and encodes 291 amino acids.